UUAAACUAACUGUUGUAAGACACUCUGCCCAUAACCAACAUUGAAGCCCAAAGAGAGUAGACACAAACUAGUAGACAGCAUUGGCAAAGGAAUCUUGACAUCUUGAGACACUUAUUAGAAAAGGUCACCUUCAUUAGAACAAUCAUCACAUUGAACUAAGCACAUGUGCAACUUAAAUGGCAUCAUAAAAAGGAGGAGGUGAACAGCGCAAGAGACAUCAUACAAUGGCUGCAAUGGCUACCAUGGCUGCUGUGACUGCAGUGAUAAAUAACUCUACAGGAGCAGACAACAGAUCCUGCAUUACCCGCCAGAACUUGGUGGUGAAAGUUCUGCCUCCAGUUCUUAUCAUAGAGAUGCUAGUGGGCCUGCCUGGCAAUCUGAUAGCUUUGUGGAUCUUCAGUUGCCGUCUGAAGGUCUGGAGGCCCAAUACACUGUUCCUGUUCAACCUGGUCCUGGCAGACUUCCUGCUUCUCAUCAGUGUGCCUUUCCGCAUCGACAACCUUUUCCGUGGGGAAAACUGGGUCUUUGGUGACACCUGGUGUCGCGUCAACCUCUUCAUGCUAGCAGUCAACCGCUCAGGUAGCAUCGCCUUCAUGACGGCCGUAGCGAUGGAUCGCUACUUUAAGGUGGUUCACCCACACCACCGCAUCAACCAUAUGACAUCCACUCAGGCAAAGUGGGUGGCGGUGGGGAUCUGGAUAGUUGUGAUCUCCCUCAGAAUCCCACUGCUGGCCACUAACCUACUCCAGGAGCACAAAGGCAAUUUCUUUUGUCGGAGCUUCAACCACUACGAUGUCUUUCCUCCAGCGAUCAUCCUGCACUACGUGGUGUUCAUCGGGGAGUUCUUCUUCCCCAUGCUGCUCCUGCUUUUCUGCUCGGCCAGGAUUGCUUGCAUCCUCCGCCAACGCCAGCUGGACCGGGAGAAAAAAGUGCGAAGGUCCGUGCGCGUGGUGCUCGUGAUAGUACUCGUAUUUGUCACCUGCUUCAUGCCGGGAAUCGCCACAGGAUUGGCUGUGAUGGCUUUAAAGGCGGUCGAUGCUGACUGUGCGUCCAAGCAUUUGGCUGCCGAGCUUUUUAGCCUGUCUAUUGGGUUCACCUACAUGAACAGUGCCCUGGACCCUAUCAUUUACUGCUUCUCAAGCUCCAUGUUCCGCAACAGCCUGAAGAGCUCCAUCAACCGCCUAGGCCUGGUGGAUAUGAGGUUGAGCCGAAAAGGCAGCAUGACCAGCGAUGGGUGAGGGGAAUUUAGGAGCAGAGACAACAGAUAGGGAAUCCAUCUGAUUGGGACUAACUAGGAGACAUACUCCAUAGCUGUAUAUGCAGAACCGUCGCAUGGGUUGUGCCAGUGCGACCGCAGGGUCUCGGGCUACUGGGGGCCUCGCGCCUGCCUGGUUUGCGAGCAAGUUUUUUUUCUACUUUCAAUAUUUUUUUUACUCCUGUUUUUGACUCGAUGUGCUCUAAAUGAAAUUAACGUUUGUCAAAAAAUCUUGUAUAUUUUUUCAUUCAGGAUUUACGUUAAGCCACAGGGCGUUAGUGCACGCCCUGUGAGAGUGCGAGGAGGAAGAAGGAGAUGGUCACUGUGUAUGUCAAUAAGCAGGGCCCUGCACCCCCCCUGCGACGGCUCUGUGUAUAUGGGUGGUUUGCGCUAUGACAAAUGCAGUUUUUGGGGGGGCGUGGCAAGGUAUGUGUCGCUGCAGCUGUGUUUUGAAGCCUUUUGUCGUUUUGUGGAAUACCACAUUGUUGUGACAUACCAGAGAAUCCUGUUAUCGAAAAGUUUUAUUUCAUUGGAAUGAGUCCACAUUCCUUUCAGAAAGAAGACAUUGAAAAUUGCCUUUUUUCACAAUGUUUUAUACUUUGCUUGAUAGUAUGAUCAUAUUUCUUUUUAUUUUAUGGAUUAAAACAUAUCUGUAAUAGUUUAAGUGCUUUGAGAUUGUGUUUUUAAAAUACAUGCCAAUGUGAAUGUAUAAAUAAAUG
Molecule: messenger RNA, 1974 nt
Organism: Hypomesus transpacificus
Lineage: Eukaryota; Metazoa; Chordata; Actinopteri; Osmeriformes; Osmeridae
Product: hydroxycarboxylic acid receptor 2-like
Exons: 2
Coding region: 225-1238 (337 amino acids)
Biological process (GO): G protein-coupled receptor signaling pathway
Cellular component (GO): membrane
Molecular function (GO): G protein-coupled receptor activity
Source: RefSeq, a predicted model, not a curated record